This is a messenger RNA of Pichia membranifaciens NRRL Y-2026, 7252 nucleotides long. RefSeq lists its product as hypothetical. The coding region runs from base 78 to 6848 and encodes 2256 amino acids. The transcript has a single exon. Gene Ontology annotation, cellular component: nucleus; epsilon DNA polymerase complex. Gene Ontology annotation, molecular function: DNA-directed DNA polymerase activity; single-stranded DNA 3'-5' DNA exonuclease activity; DNA binding. The record is from RefSeq and is a predicted model, not a curated record. NCBI's taxonomy places the organism in Eukaryota, Fungi, Ascomycota, Pichiomycetes, Pichiales, Pichiaceae. Gene Ontology annotation, biological process: nucleotide-excision repair, DNA gap filling; base-excision repair, gap-filling; leading strand elongation.
CCACAGAGCAGCGUCUUUACUAGUUAGCAUAGAGGAUUCUUUAAACUACUGGAAAAGCGGCCAGGGAGAAAUCGGAAAUGGCGUCUCGUGGAAACUUCAGAGGAUCGACUUCCGCACGUUUUGUGAAGAAUAGAAGAGGAAAUAAGAAUUAUAGUAGCUCAGGCCAGCGUAGCGGACCACAAUAUCAGCAAAAUUACAACAACUUUUCUGGAAGUAAAGGUCAGAAUAAAGAAAAUGGGAAUUCGGUAUUUGACGAUAUCGCCAAUGAAAGAAUAAAACAUGUCAGAGAAAUAGACUUGUUGGACUCGAUUUUCGGAUUCGACAAAUAUGAGUCGGGCCCAAAGAGAACCGGCUGGCUAGUUAAUAUGCAUUCGACCUUGAUUCAGGAUGAAGACUCCCAUGACCAACUUUCAGGUGUCGACUAUUAUUUCCUUGAUGAAGAAGGUGGCUCUUUCAAGGUUUCCUAUCAAUUCGAUCCCUAUUUCAUGAUUGCAUGUCCGCCGGGGAAGUCUACGGAACUUGAAGAAUGGCUCCGCAGAACUUUAGAUUCAACGGUCAAGUUGAUAUCAACCAUCGAGAAGGAAGAUUUGGAUUUGGCAAACCAUUUGACGGGUAAGAGACGGACUCUAGUAAAGCUAUCAUUCAACAAUAUCACAGACCUAUUAAACGCUAGGAGAACUUUACAGCCUUACAUCAAUAAAAACAAAGCACGUAAGGAAAGCAAUGAUAUCUACAAGUCUAUGAACUUAAAUUAUAGCAGCAUAAAUAAAGAAACUAUUGAAAAUGACGACUUGUUAAUGGAUGUGGACAUAGAAGAGGAAUUUGGAUUCAAGUAUACCGACGCUUCGGAGCUAAUGCUAGAUAUCAGAGAAUAUGAUGUUCCUUAUCAUGUGCGUGUUUCUAUCGAUGAAAAUAUUCGAAUUGGAAAAUGGUACACCGUGGAGGCUAGUCCUACAGGCCCAAAUAUUAUAGAGAAUACGGAAAAAAUUGCAUUUGCCGACCCCGUAGUUUUGGCAUUUGAUAUAGAGACCACUAAAGCCCCAUUGAAGUUCCCAGAUUCUUCAACAGAUCAAGUCAUGAUGAUUUCCUACAUGAUUGAUGGGGAAGGUUAUUUAAUUACAAACAGAUCCAUCAUAUCUGAAGACAUCGAGGAUUUCGAAUAUACCCCUAAACCAGAAUAUGUUGGCGAAUUCUCGAUUUUCAAUGAAACGGAUGAAAAGGCAUUACUGCAAAAAUUUUUUGAACACAUACGAGAUGUAAGACCAACAGUCAUUGCCACUUUCAACGGUGAUUUUUUUGACUGGCCUUUUGUCGAAGCAAGAGCAGCAUUCCAUGGAUUGGACAUGUUUAAAGAAAUCGGUUUUGCCAAAGAUGCAGAAGGUGAAUAUAAGUCAACUUAUUGUGCUCAUAUGGAUUGUUUUCGAUGGGUUAAGCGUGAUUCAUAUUUGCCUCAAGGUUCCCAAGGUUUAAAAGCCGUCACAACAGCUAAGUUGGGCUACAAUCCGACAGAGUUGGACCCAGAAUUGAUGACUCCCUAUGCAUAUGAGCAUCCUCAGUUGCUUUCAGAAUACUCUGUCUCCGAUGCAGUGGCCACAUACUAUCUCUACUAUAAAUAUGUUCACCCGUUCAUUUUCUCCUUGUGUACCAUUAUUCCUUUGAAUCCAGAUGAAGUUUUGAGGAAAGGUACCGGUACAUUGUGUGAAAUGUUAUUGAUGGUUCAAGCAUAUAAUGAGAACAUUCUACUACCGAAUAAGCAUAUUGAUCCUCCAGAAAGAUUUUAUAAUGGACAUUUGCUAGAGUCGGAAACCUAUGUGGGUGGCCAUGUGGAAUCUCUAGAAGCAGGUGUUUUCAGAUCAGAUUUAAAAAAUGACUUCAACAUAGAUCCAACUGCAGUUGAUGAAGUUGUCGCAGACUUAAAAAAUUCGUUAACUUUUGCUAUCACAGUUGAAGGAGGAAAAAAAGUCGAAGAUGUUACUAACUUUCAAGAAGUUCACGAUGAGAUAAAAGCGAAGUUACUGUUGUUGAAGGAAAACGUGAAACGCCAUGAGACUCCUUCUAUUUAUCACGUUGAUGUGGCUUCCAUGUAUCCUAAUAUUAUGACUACAAAUCGUUUGCAGCCAGACUCAAUGAAAUCAGAGGAAGACUGCGCAUCUUGUGACUUCAGUAGACCAGGAAAAAUGUGUGAUAGGAGGUUAACUUGGGCUUGGAGAGGUGAGUAUUAUCCUGCUGAAAUGAAUGAGUACAAUAUGAUCAAAAAUGCUGCUUACAGUGAAACAUUUCCACCGAAAUAUCCUAGUGGUCCCAAAAGAAAGUUUGAGGAGAUACCUUACACCGAACAGGUAGCUCAUGUGAAACAGAAGAUUGCCGACUAUUCAAGAAAAGUUUACCAUAGAAUCAAAUCUACUGAAACUGUUGAGCGUGAAGCUAUUGUUUGUCAAAGGGAGAAUCCAUUUUAUGUCAACACGGUGAGGAGUUUUAGAGAUAGACGUUAUGACUUCAAAGGACUAGCCAAAGUCUGGAAAGGCAAAGUAAAAGCAAUUGAAUCUUCUGAUAAACAUGCCAUUGAAGAAGCUAACAAAAUGGUCGUGUUAUACGAUUCCCUGCAGUUGGCACACAAGGUUAUUUUAAACUCGUUUUACGGUUAUGUCAUGCGUAAGGGUUCCAGAUGGUAUUCAAUGGAAAUGGCGGGUAUUACAUGUCUUACAGGUGCUACUAUUAUUCAAAUGGCACGGCAAUUGGUGCAAAGAUUUGGCAGACCAUUAGAAAUUGAUACAGAUGGUAUUUGGUGUAUUUUACCCUCAAGUUUUCCAGAGGAGUACAAUUUCAAGCUUAAGAAUGGUAAAUCGUUUUCUGGUUCGUAUCCAUGCUCCAUGUUGAAUUACUUAGUCCAUGAAAAGUUUACAAAUCACCAAUAUCAAACCUUGACCGAUCCUACGCGAUACAAUUAUGAAAUGAAAUCAGAUAACUCUAUUUUUUUUGAAGUCGACGGUCCAUACAAAGCGAUGGUUUUGCCAACAUCUAAAGAGGAAGGUAAGGGUUUGAAGAAAAGGUAUGCUGUGUUCAACUUUGAUGGGUCCCUAGCAGAAUUGAAAGGUUUUGAGUUGAAAAGAAGAGGUGAACUUCAAUUGAUCAAAAAUUUUCAGUCAGAUAUUUUCAAAUUAUUCUUAGAAGGAGACACUUUGGAAAAAUGUUAUCAAACUGUUGCAAACGUUGCCAAUAGAUGGUUGGACGUUCUUGACACCAAAGGUAAAAUGUUAGAAGACGAAGAUCUAAUUGAGUUGAUUUGCGAAAACAGAAGUAUGUCCAAGAAGUUGGCCGAAUACGGUAAUCAGAAGUCAACCUCAAUCACUACAGCAAAAAGAUUGGGAGAAUUUUUAGGAGAAGAGAUGGUGAAAGAUGCAGGGUUAGCAUGUAAGUAUGUUAUUGCUCAGAAACCAAUUGGAAGUCCUGUGACAGAACGUGCAAUUCCAACCACCAUUUUCUCCUCAGAAGCAGAUGUGAAGAGCAAAUAUUUGCGUAGAUGGUUACGUGAUCCCUCAUUGACGAACUUUGAUCCUAGAGAUAUUAUUGACUGGGAAUACUACAGGGAACGUCUAGCUUCGGUUGUGCAGAAAAUCAUUACCAUUCCAGCUGCUUUGCAAGGUGUUAGAAAUCCUGUUCCGAGAGUUGCACAUCCUGAAUGGUUGCAGAGAAAGAUAGAUAUUGGUGAUGAUAAACUCAAGCAGUCGUCUUUGAAUUCUUUUUUCAAGAAGGCUCCUAAAGGGUCUAAACUUACUUUACCAUCGGCAGACAUUGAAGACAUUGGGUUGUCUGCCUCAAGUAACGGUCAAAAGGUUGCCAAAGUGACAUCUAGAAAAAGAGGCUUUAAGAACGAUAAUGACCUGGAAGAGGAAGAACAAAGAAUAUUGAAAGGAAAAAUGCCUGAUCCUUUGGUGAAUUAUCCUGCAUUUUUGAUUUAUCAAAAAAUCAAAUGGAAGAUGAAAGCAAAAGAAAGAGAAAGGAGAGAAAAGAUCUUUGGUAGAGGAAAUCUCACCACGCUUUCCUCGUUUUCAAUGAAUAGAAUGUUGAAGGACCAAGCUGAGUCUUAUUUGAACUCCAUCUGGCAGGUUAUCGAAUAUAAAUAUGAUCCUUUACGGCCUGACAGCUUGAAAGUUUUUGUUUUAAUCAAUAGUAAACUACAGACAAUUCACAUUCAAGUCCAGAAAAAAAUUUACAUAAAUUUUAAGAAUAACAUGGAAUUUCCCAAAGAUGAAAUCGAGUUAUGUGAAGUAACGAAAACAAACAGUACUUUACCAACAGGAUCAUCCGAAACUAAAAAUGUCUAUAAACUUGUGAUGCCUCAUUUUGUUUACGAAGAGGAGAUGAAGAAAACAGACGGUCUUUUGAACAGUCCUAUGGUAGAAGGUUUAUACGAGACUCAUAUUGAUGCUGCUGAAAGGGCUAUAAUGGAUUUAGGUACAUGCAUCAAAUUUGAGGAAUCCAAAGCGGUUCACCUUGUAAAAUCUUUCGAGAAAGGUUUCGAUCAAAACCAUUUGAAAACUCUUCCCUCUGACGGCUAUUUAAGUAAAAUGUCAAUGGGUGUUCUCUAUCUUUUACACAUUGUUUCGAACUCGUAUGAAAUCUUCACUUUGCUAAACAAUUCUAAUGAUACUGCAUUCGUUUACAUUCUCAAACCUUCAUCUGGCGCUCAGCAAUUACCUUCCAAUUUUGAAAGUAUGUACAAAGAAGUCUAUAAGGAAAAAAAAGAAAUUGUUGACAAGUUGUACAGUAUCAUUGACUAUAAAUCUGAAAUGAAUUUUGAAAUAAAAUAUUUCACUGAUGUCUCUAAAAUUUACAAGAGUCUUAACUCUAAAUUGAUAAAUAUUACUGCCAAUUUAGCAUCAAAGAUGGUCCUUGUCAUUCAAUCUCAUAUUGCAACAAAACUAAAACAAAUGUUUAAAGUUUCAGUUGAUCUUCCGACUAUAACCAUGGGAAUAUCUGAAGUUCAAGUCCAAGCAUUAACGUGGCAUUCAGUCAUUAUUAAAAGAAUCAUGAAUCAUUAUCUGUCGUUAUCCACCUGGCUGAAGAAAUUAAUGCAGCUAUCUAAGUAUACCAAUGUUCCAUUGUGCAACUUGAAUGUGAAUAACAUUGGUUAUUUGAUUGACAUAAACUAUUCCAGGAGAUUGUCGAAUAAUAACAUCAUAUUAUGGUGGUCACCGAACUCAAACCCUGAUUAUGGUGGUGCAGAAAAGGAAGAUUUUAUGUCUUCGAUUGAGGAGUCACUAAAAUUCCCUGUUUUUAAUAGACCGGAAAUAUACGAUACAGUCUGUUUAGAAAUAGCAGUUAAAAACUUGACAGUUAACACCAUCUUGUCAUCUGCACUUAUUAACGAAGCAGAGGGAGUAUUCAUUUCUGAGAAUGGUGACAAUCAAAACUCUACGUUUGCGGACAACAGUUUUUCAGGCCCUGCCCUAACGAUUCUGCGAAGCAUGAUCCAGUCAUGGUGGGAUGAUGCGAUCAAAGACGUUAAUGAAGCAGAUGCUUUGAUAAGCUCACUUUUGAAAUGGUGUUCAAACUCUUCGUCUUAUCUCUACAAUUCCUCCCUACACUACCAUAUUCACAAUCUCACUAAAAAAUCUAUGAUUCAACUGUUAAGUGAGUUCAAAAGACUGGGCUCUUCUAUUGUUUUUGCUGAUAGAAAUAAAGUGAUCAUCAAAACCUCUAAGACAGUUGUCGAUAAUUCAUAUGCUUAUGGUCAAUACGCAAUUUCAAGCAUUCGUGCCAAACCACUUUUCAAUUUAUUGGAGCUAGUCAUUGUGAGGUACUGGGACAUGCUUGUCUGGAUGGAUAAAUAUAAUUUUGCUGGUAGUUUUGCUUGGGAAAUUUACGAAGACAAUUUGACACAAAAAACGAAGUUGCUAGAAGAAAAGAACAAAGAGGAAAAUGAUACCAACAUUGAUAAGCAAAGUGAUAAGCUAGAAUAUGUUUCAAAAUGGCAGAUUAAAAAUUACUUACCUAUUAUCUUACACCAAGAAUUCGAAGAUUGGGUUUUGAUGAUACUUGACGCUUUGAUCAAGAAUAGAAAGAAGCAAGCUGAAGAAAAUAGUGGGUCAGGAUCUCAGGUUCGGGAGACACAAAUCACCCAAAUUUUAAUGCAGCAGAAGAAUCUCGAUGAAGAAGUCGACAUUGAAAAAAUCAGUAGAGAAGGUUUAUGUUCUCACUUCCGUAAACCUUUAUUGAAAAGAAUCAACACAUUAGUCGGUAAGCAAACAGAUGUGAUGAGAGAUCCAGAGAUGGCGAAAGAGUAUGAGUUUCCGAUAUUGGCUGGCUCACAUCUUAAACUUACAAAUCCUACCCUUGAAUUAGUCAAAUACAUUUGCCAGGUUUUGUCUUUAUCCAAAAAAAGAAAUAUGGAGGUCCGAAUGUUACGCCGUGACUUGUUAAAGUUAUUUGGUAUCAAAGAAUUUAGUGAAGAGGGUAUGUUCAAGAACCCUUCUACCUCUUUGGUCAUUCCCGAAGUGAUUUGUGAUACAUGCUAUCAAAUCAGAGACAUUGACAUUUGCAAAGAUGAUGGUCAACUUUUAUGGCACUGUUCAAAUUGUGACAAGGAAUAUAGUAAAUUAAUCAUUGAAGAAAAUUUGAUUUACGAAUUCAACAAAUUGCUCGUCCAAUAUUUUACACAGGAUUUGAAAUGUAAUAAGUGUGGUAGUAUGAGAAGUGACGAGUUGUCGAAGUAUUGUGACUGUUCGGGAAGAUGGGUUAAUACUGUUAAUGUUAGAGAGCUGGAAAAGAAAUUCAAGAUAUUUUUGAACGUUUCAGACGCUUAUCAGUUAGGUUUGUUGAGGGAAGUUGUGUCAGAAGUUUUGUAGGUCUGAUGAAUGGCUAAAGUUCCUAUAAUAUAUCAACCGCUUCAUAUCUUGUAACACUAGUAUUAAUUAACUAUAAAAUAUUUUACAUCGCUGUUGCAGAUGCUACUGGCAACGGCAUCAAUAUCUCUCCUUUAACCUCGAAGCGAUGGUUCUCAAGUUACCGUAAACUUUACCUGGAGGACUACCCAAAAUCAAGCUCAUUACUGCUUCCCUUGCCAUUUUAAUAUGCGUAAAUCCCCCGAGAAUGUGAAUCUUGGAAUCUGCAAGAACUAUUCUCGUUCUAGUGGCAUUUUCGAUUGCGUAUUUUGUUCUGCCAUCCUUGCCUGCAAUACGACCAAUAGCACGGGAUAAAUGAUCCCCUUGUAAAGUUUUGACGUCUUUAAUUUCGAAAGACUCUAUGUAUA